Messenger RNA from Sphaeramia orbicularis (orbiculate cardinalfish), 2229 nucleotides. RefSeq names its product NACHT, LRR and PYD domains-containing protein 1b allele 3-like. The record is from RefSeq and is a predicted model, not a curated record. NCBI's taxonomy places the organism in Eukaryota, Metazoa, Chordata, Actinopteri, Kurtiformes, Apogonidae. The transcript has 9 exons. Gene Ontology annotation, biological process: regulation of apoptotic process. The coding region runs from base 139 to 1482 and encodes 447 amino acids.
GUUCAGGCUGUUGUUUUCUCCAGAGAUCUGAAACCAUAUGAACAGAGCUGUGGAACACAUGUUGAAUUCACAUUUAAUCCUUAAUGGUUCAUUCUUGAAUUCUCCUUCUAACCUUUAAAUCCAGGUUUAUGCAGUGAGAUGUUUAGAAGGCUUUAUUUGAUCUGCAUUUGUGUUUGUUUCAACAGAACUGGAGCUGACAGACAUGAACCAUGUCCGUCCACUUCAGACUUAGACCUGAAGGAGUCUGAGGACGGCGUAGAGGACUGUGUGGACCGAGACCCUCGCACCAAUCCUGAAGAUCCAGAGAAGCAGCAGCUCGUCUGCGCAGAGGCUCAGGCUGGAGCGUCCAACUGGGAGGAGUUCACACCUGAAGUAUCAGCUGAGUCUGGACUCACUUCAUACAGGUUCAGGUGUCCUCGUUCAGGUUUAUUCCAUUGUACUCUGACUGGACUGGUGUUUGUUGUGGAUCAGAGGGCGGAGCUGCAGUAUAGCAUUGACCAAUGGAAUGAGGUCCUGGUGGGGUCACAUGGUAGAACGCCUGCAGGUCCACUGUUCCGCAUCGAAUGUCCUGAGAACGCUGUUCACAAACUCCACCUCCCACACUGUGAGACAAAGCACGGAGUUUCUGUUUUUACAGGUCAGCGCUCUGGAAGCCUGUCUGUCGCCCACAUCACUGACGAUGGAACGAGCUUCAUUGAUCCACUGGAGAUCACAGACACUCAUGUGGUCAUCGACGUCCCACACCUGUCUGCCUUUGGCCUCGUCUGGCAGUUUGUAGAAUGGCUUAUCGGGAGAAGAGUCCAUGGCCAAGUUCUGCUGUUCCUCGCACCACCAGACCCAAAAACAGAAAGGCAGAAGCUAAACAUGUUACUGCUGCCCUGCAACAUCCCUGUGGAAGAGGUCCAGAGAAAACAGUGGAAUGCUAAACAGUACGUUGAAGCCCCUUCUAGAUGUGAACUCAUCAAAAACCAUAGUUACACUGUGGACUGUCCAAAAGCCUACAUAGUACAACCUAAGAAAGCCAAUUUUAUCAUGAACUUCGGACCAAAUUAUCACCCAAUGUUUGAGAUCCGCCUUCCGAACAACAUGAAGCGGGUGACUUUAACAGUCAAAGACCAAGAAAACCAAGAGAUCUGGGAGCAUGAAGUGCAUCUGACUGAUCCUGCUGUGAGUCAUCAGCUGAGGUCACAGCAGAACAUCUCUCUAGAGGACAAGUUGUUUUCAGUUCGGUCUGAGUUCAUCAAACGUGUGUCGGAGCCGGUUCUGGACCAACUGUUGGACAGACUUUUACAACGGAGGUUUAUUAAUGACGGCGAAAAAGAAGCAGCUAAAACGAAACGCAGAGAAGAGAGAGCUAGAUAUGUGAUCGACCUGGUCCGACACAAAGGACCAGGAGCCUGUUCAUAUCUGAUAGAAAAAAUCUGUGAGCUGGACCCAACCCUUUCACAGUUCCUGAACCUGAGAACUCCUGACCUGGUUUGACCCACGGGACGGACGCAUGCACUUGGACUGGGCCGUGUGUAUCUCUGUUCCAUGCAUCUCUCUCUCUCUCUCUCUCUCAGGUGCCUUCAGCGGUAAUACUAACCAUCUCUCUCUCUCUCUCUCUCUCUCUCUCUCUCUCUCUCUCUCUCAGGUGCCUUCAGUGGUAACACUAACCUUUAGGAAUUGUACCGCGGUGUAUCGUUAUAACAGUAAUCAUGUCAUCCCUAGUUUUGACAUCAGUCAGACACAUAACAUCCAUUUUCCACCACAGGAAGUUCAACUUUACCCAGGAUUUAGAAAGACCUCUGUGCAUUUCCAUCAGAAUUACCUGGUAAAAAUGUUCUCUCGACCCCAAACUUUCUUUACAAAAACUUCUACUAGGGGAGUGGAACUUUUCAGAUUCCCUGGAAUUCUUGGGGGCGGGGCAGUAUGUUGAAGAAUGUUGAUUGGUGGAACACACAUGCAGCAUUCCACACUUCUGUUCAAACACAAACCACAUGGUUUGGCAGAAAUUCUAUUACCAGAUAAAUAACUUCUUCGGAAUGUUGAUGGAAAAGAGGAUUUAAUAUGGAAAUGUAAUAAUAAUAAUGGAUUGGACAUAUAUAGCGCUUUCCUAGACACCCAAAACGCUUUACAUUAUUGACCCAUUAUUCAUUCGCUCUCACAUUCUGGUGGUGGUAAACUACAUUUGUAUCCACAGUUGCCCUGGGGCAGACUGACAGAAGCGUGGCUGCCAAUUUGUGCCUA